GACAAGAGCCUGCGCUGUUGAAUGUGGCAGACGCCGCUUCAUGCGCAGCUGUUUCGAUCUAUGAAUACAAAUAAAUAUCGUUGAUGUCAUAGUUGUUAAUUUUUUAUAAAAAUCUUACAAAAUGGUUGUGGGAUCUAUUGAAAUCCCGUUACGGGACACCGAUGAGGUGAUAGAGUUGUGUUUAGACCAAUUACCUGAUGGAGAUGAAGUCCUUGGAAUAUUACGCCAAGAACAUGCUCAACUUCAUAUUUGGGUUAAUCUUGCUCUGGAGUAUUAUAAGCAACACAAAAUUGAAGAUUUUAUCAAAAUUCUUGAAUCAUCUCGUACAGAUGCCAACAAUGACUAUCGUGACUAUGAAAAGGAUCAAAUGCGAGCUUUGGAUAUGCUUGCUGCCUACUAUGUCCAAGAGGCUAACCGUGAAAAGAAUAAGGAUAAGAAGAGGGAUUUGUUCACAAAAGCUACACUUUUGUAUACUACAGCUGACAAAAUUAUUAUGUAUGAUCAGAAUCACUUGCUUGGAAGAGCAUAUUUUUGUUUGCUUGAAGGAGAUAAAAUGGAGCAAGCUGAUGCUCAAUUUAAUUUUGUUCUCAACCAGUCUCCUAACAAUAUACCCUCUUUACUUGGUAAAGCCUGCAUUGCUUUUAAUAAAAAAGAUUACAGAGGUGCUCUUACAUUCUACAGAAAAGCUCUAAGGACUAAUCCAAACUGUCCUGCUGGAAUGAGAGUAGGCAUGGGUCAUUGUUUUAUGAAGUUGAAUAAUCAGGAUAAAGCACGCAUGGCUUAUGAAAGAGCUUUACAUCUUGACAAUAAGUGUGUUGGAGCAUUAGUUGGUCUAGCAAUAUUGAAAUUAAAUGAACAAAAUCCUGACAGUAUAAGAGCUGGUGUACAAAUGUUAUCCAAAGCUUACACGAUUGAUUCCACGAAUCCAAUGGUAUUAAAUCAUUUGGCUAAUCAUUUCUUUUUUAAAAAAGAUUAUAACAAGGUUCAGCACUUAGCAUUGCAUGCCUUUCACAACACUGAAAAUGAAUCAAUGAGAGCAGAGAGCUGUUAUCAACUGGCUAGAUCUUUUCAUGUCCAGCAAGACUAUGAUCAAGCCUUUCAAUACUACUACCAAGCAACGCAAUUCGCAUCGCCUUCUUUUGUCCUACCGCACUAUGGUUUAGGCCAAAUGUAUAUGUACAGAGGAGACAAUGAAAAUGCAGCGCAAUGUUUUGAAAAAGUAUUAAAAGUCCAACCAGACAAUUAUGAAACUAUGAAAAUUCUUGGUUCAUUGUACGCAAACUCAAGCUCUCAGUCAAAAAGGGACAUCGCGAAAAAUCAUCUUCGAAAAGUUACAGAACAUUAUCCAGAUGAUGUUGAGGCCUGGAUAGAACUUGCUCAAAUCUUGGAGCAGAGCGAUUUACAAGCCUCAUUAAGUGCUUAUGGAACGGCUACUCGAAUAUUACAAGAAAAAGUUCAAGCAGAUAUACCUCCCGAAAUUCUAAAUAAUGUUGGCGCUUUACAAUACAGAUUAGCAAACCUUGAAGAAUCACGCAUAAAAAUGAUGGAAUCGUUGGAAAGAUCAAAAGCUGAUGCGGAGCAUGAUCCAAAUUACUAUAAUUCAAUCGCUGUUACAACAACUUACAAUCUAGCUCGAGUUUACGAAGCACACUGCAUGUUUGAUAAAGCUGAAAAGUUGUAUAAAGAUGUUUUAAAGGAACAUCCGAAUUACAUAGACUGCUAUUUACGAUUGGGUUGCAUGGCUCGUGAUAAAGGACAGAUUUAUGAAGCAUCAGAUUGGUUCAAAGAUGCAUUACGAAUUGACAAUGAGCAUCCAGAUGCUUGGUCACUUUUGGGUAACCUUCAUUUGGCAAAACAGGAAUGGCAACCUGGUCAGAAGAAAUUUGAAAGAAUUCUUAAGAAUUCUUCGACCAAUAAUGACGCCUAUUCACUUAUUGCACUUGGUAAUAUAUGGCUACAGACAUUGCAUCAGAGUAAUAAAGAUAAAAAGCGAGAAAAAAGGCAUCAAGAUAAUGCACUAGCCAUGUAUAAGCAGGUUUUGAGAACUGAUCCAAAAAAUAUUUGGGCAGCUAAUGGCAUUGGCUGUAUAUUAUCUCAUAAAGGUUACAUCAAUGAAGCUCGUGAUAUUUUUGCUCAAGUAAGGGAAGCAACAGCCGAGUUUCCCGAUGUAUGGCUAAACAUAGCCCAUAUUUACGUAGAACAAAAACAAUACAUCAGUGCCAUUCAAAUGUAUGAAAAUUGCUUGAAAAAGUUCUACAGUUACCACCACGUAGAAAUUCUUGUGUAUUUAUCAAGAGCCUAUUUGAAAGCUGGAAAAUUGAAGGAAGCUAAAUUGACAUUAUUGAAGGCUCGCCGAGUGGCUCCGCAAGAUCCAUUGUUACUGUACAACAUUGCGUUAGUACUUCAGCAUUUAGCUACAAUGGUGUUAAAAGACGAAAAAUCAACGCUUUCGACGGUGCUUCAAGCAGUACACGAAUUAGGGUUGUCGCACAAAUACUUCCAAUAUCUAGCGAGCCACGGAGAAAGGCUUGUACAGCCAGCUGAAACCGAGUCGAGGCGCUGUCAAGAUUUGCUGUCUCAGGCACAGUAUCAUGUCGCUAGAGCUAGAAGACUCGACGAGGAAGAGAAAAUGCUCAGAAAGAAACAAGAAGAAGAAAGGCAAGCCUUUAAAAUGCGUCAGACCGAGGAGCUUCGUAAACUGGAAGAGUUACGAAAGCAACGAGAAGAGGAGAUACUACAGAAGCGUCAAGAAUAUGUGGAAAAAACGAAAGGUGCGCUAGUGUUCGGCGAAAUGCCUGACGAAAAAACCGGAAAGAAGGGAAAGAAAGGUAAAUCCCGCCAAGAGGGCGAAAUCGCCACCGACAGCGACGACUCGGAUGCUGUUAAUGAAGCAGGUCCAGUCGACGGUGAAGAGAAAAAACACAAAAAGAAAAAGUCCAGUGGCGAGGGUAAAGAAAGAAAAUCCCGUAGUAAGGGCAAGCGCAAGAGGGAUCUGAAUGAGAGCGAUGGAUCGGGCAGUGAUAGGCCUAAGGUUAAACGAGGAAAGAAAAGUGGUGCUAAAAAAGAGAAAGCUAAGAAAGCUGUCAAAGAGCUCACAGUACCCAAAUCACGUAUCAUAUCGAAAGAAACAAUUUCAACCGACGAAUCAGACAGUGACAAUGAGCGUGCGAAACUCAGGAGCGGAGACGAGAGUGACUCAGGAGCUCCCAAAGGCAAACGACGCAUCGCUUCAGACUCUGAAGGAUCGCGCGCUUCGCGUUCACGUUCACAUUCAGCUUCACGUUCAGGUUCAGGCUCGCGGUCACAAUCACGAUCGCGCUCACGUUCCCGCUCCAGAUCUGGUUCCGGCUCUCGCUCACGCUCAGGUUCUGGCUCGAGAUCGAGGUCAGUGUCUAGAUCGAGAAGUAGAACUGGUUCAAGAUCAAGGUCCGGGUCGAAAUCUGGCUCGGCUAGGAGCGGCUCUGGUUCCCGAGCAUUCUCGAGAUCGAGAUCGCGCUCCAGGUCAGGCUCAAGAUCGAAGUCGAGGUCGAGGUCGCGUUCUAAGUCUGGCUCUCGUUCGCGAUCGAGGUCCAAAUCCCAAUCGAGAUCAAGAUCACGUUCAAGAUCUAAAUCAAAGUCAAGAUCAGUGUCGAGGUCGAGAUCUCAGUCCAGAUCUAAAUCCAGAUCUAAAUCCAGAUCAAAAUCCAGAUCUAAAUCAAGAUCAAAAUCCAGAUCUAAAUCAAGAUCAAAAUCCAGAUCGAAAUCCAGAUCGAAAUCUAGAUCGAAAUCCAGAUCGAAAUCCAGAUCGAAAUCCAGAUCGAAAUCCAGAUCGAAAUCCAGAUCGAAAUCCAGAUCGAAAUCCAGAUCGAAAUCUAGAUCCAAGUCUAGCUCCAAAUCAAAGUCGCCUUCAAGGUCCAAAUCACGUUCCAGGUCAGCCUCUAAAUCCAAGUCUCGAUCACGAUCCGGAUCAAGAAGUGGUUGAAUUUCUAGAUAUGUCAUUUAAUAAAUCUUUAUGUAAACAUUUAGAGUAAAUAAAAUCAUUAUGCAGAAAAUCAAUUUAGUUAUAUUAGUUACUAUCAAGAAUUAAACAUAC
This is a messenger RNA of Phymastichus coffea, 4072 nucleotides long. It is a transcript of the gene Ctr9, whose product is annotated as RNA polymerase-associated protein CTR9 homolog. The transcript is spliced from 13 exons. The coding region runs from base 122 to 3961 and encodes 1279 amino acids. Lineage: Eukaryota; Metazoa; Arthropoda; Insecta; Hymenoptera; Eulophidae. Gene Ontology annotation, cellular component: Cdc73/Paf1 complex. Gene Ontology annotation, biological process: regulation of DNA-templated transcription. Gene Ontology annotation, molecular function: RNA polymerase II complex binding. The record is from RefSeq and is a predicted model, not a curated record.